UCCACGAGAUCGCAAAGUGAGUCUAGGGCUCGCUGGCCCGGUGGCCAAGAUAUAGAACAAAAAAUGGGAAGGUGACAACCGCAGAGGUAGAGAACGAUGGAGUAGUUAAGUGACGUUCGCGACUUUGAUGAGAUUGUGUGGAGCGUGAGUGGCAUCGGAGAAACAAAGCGUUGAUCGUAAGAACUUGACUUAAGCUUGCCAAUGCCAGUAUCUUUCAUAGCAUCAGAGGCAGAUUCUCUCCAGCUGCAAGGGCAAGUGAAACAUGGGAGCUUGUUCCCUAGUGUCCCAAAGAUUAAAAAGAAGAUUAGAACUUGUUCUUCCCUUAAAUGUAACUACUUCAUGUUACUCUUCUUUCAGGGGCUCUCCUGUCAAUCCUGAGGAGUGCAAUUUCUUCAGCCUAUAUGAAUAUCAUUGGGCCUUCAGAAGUUUUAGCUGCAGACCUCUAAAAUCCUCUUUAUUUUCACAAAAUAGAAAUAUGCAGAUGCACAUACGCCCAUUCAGUAAUUUUUCUUUUGAUUUGUUCAAGAUUCAUCAUGGAAUCCCAGUGUCUAGAUUUCCUAGUGAUCUACGAAAUGGUCACCUUAGAGGCUGUUGCAAUCUUCAUGCCACACACCAGCUCGGGACAACAGGACAAAAUAUUGUGGAGAAUAACAGUAUAAUAAGUUCAAUAUCAGGUGCUGCUAAUGAUGCACCAAAACCAAAAAGAAAGAAGCUAAAAGGAAAAAGAGCUGUUGUGAGGUGGCUGAAAUUCUUCAGGUGGAAAAAGAAAAAGGAGUAUGAAAGAAUGACACCAGAGGAGAAGAUUUUAUUCAAAUUGAGGAAGGCUCGAAAAAAGGAGGAACGUCUUAUUGAAGCCUUGAAAAAGGUUGAACCCAAAGAUGACUCGGUUGCUAUGCAUGAUCCUGAGGUACUUACACCGGAAGAACACUUCUACUUGCUUAAGUUGGGACAAAAAUGCAAAAAUUAUGUCCCGGUUGGAAGACGAGGGAUUUUUCAAGGAGUUAUUCUUAACAUGCAUUUACAUUGGAAGAAACAUCAGACUUUGAAGGUUAUAGUAAAAACUUUUACUCCAGAGGAGGUCCAAGAAAUUGCAGCUGAGCUAGCUAGAUUGAGUGGAGGAAUCGUGCUUGAGAUCAGUGAGGAUAGUACAAUAAUAAUGUAUAGAGGAAAGAACUAUUCACAGCCUCCAACAGAGAUAAUGUCACCGAAGAUUACUUUGACGAGGAAAAAGGCCCUGGAUAAAUCUAAGUACAGAGAUGCUCUUCAUGCUGUUAGAAGGUAUAUCCCCAAGCUUGAACAAGAUCUUGAAGAUGUCCAUCUGGGGAUGAAGCAUGAUAAUGAAUACAAACCCAAACUAGCAAAUAUAGAAGAAAACACAGUUGCAGACAUCAAGAUGAAAUUCUCCGAGCCUGAAGAAGAAAAUUCUGUUGGAUUUGGAAGCAGAAAAGAUCGAAUGAGCAUGCUGCGAGAAAGCGAAUUAAGAAGCAAUAAAUUGGACGAGGAUGAAUACUCGAUGGAUUCGAGCGCCUUUUCAGAAUCAGAAAAUCUUUCUGAUAUUUUUGAAACGGAUUCUGAUGGGGGAAUGGAGGAGAAAGAUUCGCGCCCUCUAUAUUUGGAUGGAUUGGAGAGGUUUCCUUCAGAAGAUGAUGGAGCUGCUGAAGAUUUUCAGGAGCAUCUACGUCGGAUAUCUGCUGCUGCUAAGAGAGGUGGAUUUGGAGGGAAGGAUCUGAACAUUGCAGAAUUAGAUGAGAUUGACAAGAUUUUCUUGCGGGCGGACUCGUUGUUGAAGAGAAGGAGAUGAUGAUUAUAUUACUCUUUUUGUAUGCUAACUUGUUGAUUUGGGGGCAAUUGAAUUUGUUGUAUUUGGAGCUCAAGUGAAUCUUGCUGCAUUGUGAGCCCCUAAAUUUUGACUCUUGGAAUUCUUUAAUUUAUUUUUCAAUUGAUGUGCUAUGUCACCCAGCAAUCUGGCUGCAUUUACUUUAGAUUUGUAAAAUAAUGAAUUAUGAGUUCUUUCUUUGUAGGGAUACCAUUGGAAAAACUUGUAAGAAUAUCAGACAUGGAUUUA
Molecule: messenger RNA, 2065 nt
Organism: Phalaenopsis equestris
Lineage: Eukaryota; Viridiplantae; Streptophyta; Magnoliopsida; Asparagales; Orchidaceae
Exons: 6
Coding region: 263-1801 (512 amino acids)
Molecular function (GO): RNA binding
Source: RefSeq, a predicted model, not a curated record